This is a messenger RNA of Cyclospora cayetanensis, 720 nucleotides long. RefSeq names its product enoyl-CoA delta isomerase 3. The transcript is spliced from 7 exons. Lineage: Eukaryota; Apicomplexa; Conoidasida; Eucoccidiorida; Eimeriidae. The record is from RefSeq and is a predicted model, not a curated record. Gene Ontology annotation, biological process: fatty acid beta-oxidation. The coding region runs from base 1 to 720 and encodes 239 amino acids. Gene Ontology annotation, molecular function: delta(3)-delta(2)-enoyl-CoA isomerase activity; enoyl-CoA hydratase activity. Gene Ontology annotation, cellular component: peroxisome.
AUGGAUUACCCCAAGCUACUCGGUCCCUCAAAGGAAGGGGUCUUUACAAUUCAUUUAGGGAAUUCGGAAAAUAGAAUUGACUUCGAGUAUAUUGAAAGAAUGCACGAACUCCUUGAAAAGAUUGAGGCAACAGAGGGACCCACUGCAUGCGUAUUGGGUGGAGACGGGAAGUUUUUUAGCAAUGGAUUAAACAUCGACAUGCUGAUGGCCAAGCCGAAGGAGCUCAUUGGGUCAUUUCAAAGACUCCUCAGCCGCUUACUGUCCUUUCCUGUUCCGGUUGUUGCGGCUGUAAACGGCCAUGCGUUUGGAGGAGGCGCAAUGAUUGCACUGGUGUGCGAUUUUAGAGUCAUGAGCAAAAGCAGGGGCUUCCUGUGUAUGAAUGAAGUGGAUAUUGGACUACCCCUAACACCAGGAAUGUGCGCGGUGGCGAAGAGCAAAUUGGACAGGAGUUUAUGGACUCCCACCAUUUUAGGUGCGAAAAGGUGGGGAGGAGAAGAAUGCCUAAGAAACCGCAUUGUUGAUCUGACCUGUGACCCAGGGGAAGUGUUGGCACAGGCGCAGGCCCUUGCUCGGAAGGCGGCUCCAAAGGGAGCGACGAAAGCAAUUUAUCGGGGUUUGAAGGAAGAAAUGUAUGGGGAGGAGAUUCGUCUCCUUUCCUCUGGACUCGGCAGUGCCACCCAGCAGUUGACCAUCCAAAUUAAGAAUCUCUCAAAAAUGUAA